AUGAAAAACUCCACCCUGCUGCCUAUACUGGGGGCAACUUUGAACUCCCUCCUGGGGCCAAGAGUUUUGGUUUAUGUCAGCUGUGCACUUUCUAUAUGGGGAGACCGAAUGUGGCACUUUGCUCUGUCUGUGUUCCUGAUAGAGUUAUACGGACGCAACCUUCUCCUGACAGCAGUUUUUGGCUUAGUGGUGGCUGGUUCGGUGCUGCUGUUCGGGGUUUUAAUUGGAGACUGGAUUGACAGAAAACCAAGAAACAAAGUGGCCCAUGCAUCCCUGUUCCUUCAGAACUCCUCGGUCACUACCUGCUGUAUCGUCCUAAUGUUGGUGUUCUCCUACAAAAACGAGAUCGAAGGCGUCUGGCAGGGCUGGCUCACGGUGGCCUGCUAUGUGGCAGUGAUUAUCUUAGCAGAUCUGGCCAGCCUGGCCAGCACAGCCCUGGCCAUCACCAUUCAGAGAGACUGGAUCGUGGUCAUGACUGGGGACAACAGAAGCCAGCUGGCUGGCAUGAAUGCAACGAUUCGAAGGAUGGACCAAAUCAUCAACAUCUUUGCCCCCCUCUCUGUGGGACAGGUGAUGACAUGGGCAUCUAACGUCAUUGGUUGUGGCUUCAUUCUGGGAUGGAACUUGGUGUCUCUGUUGGUUGAGUUCCUCUUCCUGUCUAAAGUUUAUCAGCUAGUUCCUCAGUUGGCUGCAAAACCCCGGAGGUGCACAGGGGACAACUUCCUAAAAAGGCAACUGGAGCUCAUCAGCUCUCAAGGGGAAAUUCAUUCUUGUCCAACCACUGAUGAGUUUGCCAACAUGUCCAAGACUUUGGAAGGACCAGAGGACCAGCCAUCUCCUCUGGAAGCCCAGCAGGACAUGACCUCCAGGUUUCCUCUCGGCCUCAGACAGAUACAAAGACUAGUCCGGACAUGUUGUGAUGGCUGGAAGACAUAUUGCGGGCAAACUGUCUUCUUGGCGGGAUUGGGUUUAGCCUUCUUAUACACAACUGUGCUGGGCUUUGACUGUAUCACCACAGGCUAUGCCUACACACAGGGGAUCGGGGGCUCCCUUCUCAGCCUCCUUAUGGCCAUCUCAGCCUUCUCAGGUCUUGUGGGCACAAUCCUCUUUACCAGGUUAAGAAGGUCCUAUGGCUUAGUUCACACGGGCCUCAUCUCCAGCUGUCUCCACAUAGGUUGUUUGCUGCUGUGUGUGUUUUCUGUCUUUGCCCCCGGGAGUCCUUUUGAUUUGGUACAUGUUUCUGCUUUUGAAAGAAACAUUAACCAGCCUAUCCUUCCUGGUCGCUCAGCCAUCCACUGGACCAAUAAUACUGUUCUGAUGGAUGGUGCACAAGAGAGCAACCAGCCUGAGUCAUAUGUCUCCAUCAUCUUGCUCUUCUCAGGGGUGAUCUUGGCCAGAAUUGGUCUCUGGUCCUUUGACCUCACUGUGACUCAGCUCCUUCAGGAAAACAUCGCAGAUUCAGAACGUGGCACUGUGAACGGCGUGCAGUGCUCCAUGAACUACCUAAUGGACCUUAUCCACUUCAUCCUUGUCAUCCUGGCUCCAGCCCCUCAACAAUUUGGGCUGUUGGUGUUCAUUUCUAUCAUCUUUGUGAUUAUGGGGCACACCAUGUAUUUUGUUUAUGCACGUAGAUACAGGAGUCAAAAUCCACGUACCCAGAAAACACCAAAGAGGGACAGGGAAGCCUUUUUAAUUUGA
Messenger RNA from Vombatus ursinus (common wombat), 1698 nucleotides. Its product is annotated as solute carrier family 40 member 1-like. Gene Ontology annotation, molecular function: iron ion transmembrane transporter activity. The record is from RefSeq and is a predicted model, not a curated record. Gene Ontology annotation, cellular component: membrane. The transcript has 9 exons. The coding region runs from base 1 to 1698 and encodes 565 amino acids. Gene Ontology annotation, biological process: iron ion transmembrane transport. Lineage: Eukaryota; Metazoa; Chordata; Mammalia; Diprotodontia; Vombatidae.